GAAAAAUUCCUAUGUGCAAUCCAUUCUUCUCAACUUUCAAUAUUAAUAAGAAGUGAAUUGGGGAUUAAUACUUCUUAAGUAUUGGGCACGUGGAAUUUAUUCUCUACUACCCCUCUUUAUUACAUCGGCAGCUUGGAGAACUUGGGUAUUCCAUUUACAAACUUCUCCCAUCCUUAUCGAUUUCUACAAAACACAACGCUUUUCAAACCUUUUCUAUCUCGCAAUUCAUCUCUAUCAAUCAACCCUCAAAUAUCUUCAAUUUGUUCCUGUUUGCUCCCAAUUUACCCCCAGUUUUCGAUUCUCAAAUUGCCAUAUAACAUUGUCGCAUCAGUUCUGCGGGCAGAUACUCUUAUUCAGCUUACGCUCAUAUUCCGCACCCACUUCCCACUUCUAGUGGUAAUAUUGGACAGCUAGUAGGCUCAACUAUAGCUUUGGAUAAUUACGAGGAUUUUGAAGAGAGAAAUCUCGGUCUCCCAUAUGAGAAUGAUGAUCAUAGUACAUUGAAACCAUGUCAACAAAGACUAGGUUUAUCUGCAACAUAUGUCAAGGAUUGGAAAAAGGCAGAUGCAUUUCGAGAGUUUUGUCAAAAUUGGAAUGAUGCGAUGAGCCAAACUUCUGGAGUGUCUCGCGACAAGCUGGAUUAUGUGCAUACCAAAGUCUCGAAUGGGUUUACAACCACCGUUCACAAUCCAGAUAUAGCCCAGAUACUUGGCUUCUUGUCUUUUGAUAAUAAGAAAGGAAUGCUAGAGCUUUGCAAUCAUAACAGCCAACUAGCCCGCGAGGUUCUUGAUAUGGGCGGUACAAGCAAAGCCGGCAAUGACGAAUUGGCGGGAACUCAUGGUGAAGGGUUCAAGCUCGUUGCGUUGCUCAUGAUAUGAAACAAUUAUCAGACACGAAUCACUGCAUCAAAAUUCUACUGGAACUUUCGCUGGGGGGCCAAAGAAAAGAAAACAUUUUGGUGCUUUCUGAGUGAACUUAAGAAGAAGCCCACCCAGCAAGAAUUGAACCCACAAAACACAGAAUCAUCGCAUUUCGGAAAUUUAAGUCCAUAUAAAGACGUCUCUAUGAAGAUCGGGCAUGUUCGCGGACAUCAAGCGACAAUGAUCACGGAAGCCGAAGUUAUGGAGUGGUUAAAAGUCUGCAUUCAUUUCGAUCGCCCCAAGGAAAUCGUUCGUACAUCAUGUGGCAAUUUGAUCUUGGACUCAAAUUUUAGAGGAAACGUAUAUUUGAAGGGACUCUUUUUGGAGAAAACUUCCAGAACACAUGUCAUCAAGUAUGGAUAUGAUUUUGCCCAGGGUCACAUCGGGCGAGACAGAAAAGGAAUGGAAGAUCACGAGCAAAUGGGAGAUCUUUUGACAAAAGUAUGGGAAGAAGCAGUCAGAAACAACGGCUCUAAAUUGCUUGACAUGAAUAUCGAUAUGCUAUUGGACAAGGAGAAUAAUUGGGGCGAUAAUUCGAAUGUAGUUAACAAAAUGACCCAAUUCAUGGCCGAAGCUAUCUGGUCCAGGCUCCGAAUUAAGGAAGGUAACUUCUACUAUGGCUCACAGAACUCUGCCAAGGACUCUGCAGUAAUCAAGGCAUUGUUGAAAAAAGAGCCCGUUCUUUUGCCAGACAAUUUAUGGAAGGCAUUAAAAAAAAUACAAGCUGCCUCGGACACCAUUAGAAUAUAGAAAAGAUAUAAUGUGCAACUCCCAGAUCGCGCCCAUUCUUCAGACAUCUUAUUGCACAAGUUUAAUGAGAACUGCGAGGGCUGCUUUGGCAUUGCAUCCUCAAACCCAAUCUUUAUUGUUGGUGUUCAAGAAAUCUGAAACUUCUGGGCUUGAUUUAUAUCUAGAUAUCGAUAAUUCGAAGCUUCUUCUGCAUGAAAAAUGAAUGGACUUUGAGAGGAGCCAUGGGGAGAACAGCACAGACUGUAUUCUUUCGUGUAAGUGAAAUUCUGGAGACGCUAAUCCAAUUGAGACAUUUUCUCGCCACCAUAUUAUCAUCGAGAUAUUCAAUCAAGUACUACAAGAGCUAGACAGGAUCAGGGUUGGUAGAUAUUUCAAGGACAAUCGGAGUGUAAACUCCCUAAAAUCACAAGUUAGCGAGUGCCUCAAUAACAUGCCACGGCGAAUUUGAGCCUUUCCAGGUCCCCAGAAAGGAGAGAUAUUUGUAUCCUGGGAAGAUAUCGAAGUUCGAAAAUUAUUCAGACUUCAUAAUAUGAAGCUUGAAUGCUGUGUGACACUACAUCGAGAGAGUACAUGCAGUUAUAAACGGACGGAAUUGUUAGCACAAGAAUUCGGAUUUUCUCAUCAAGAUCCAACCAAAAACUCAGAUAAUGGGAUUAAGCCCGAGACUUGUGGAUGUUUACGAAAAAUUGUGACCUGUAUAUCUGGACAAUGAAGUCACAUUCAGCGAUCUCUCUUUGAUAGAAUCUUAUUUCUCUAUGGUCUCUAGAGCACAUAUACCACUCGCAUUCUUUGGACUUCCUCCUGCAGCUCAGAAGCCAGCUCAAGACUUGUCAGUAACAGUUGUCAACAAAUUUCAAGAGAUCUAUAUGCAAAUCAAACCAAACAUUGAUUGGAAAAAGUCACAGGUAGCUCUAGCUCACGAUAAAAGAGAGUUGAGUAACGCUCUAGUCAAGUUCCAGAAUGCCAAAACUGAGCUUAAUCUCA
Molecule: messenger RNA, 2654 nt
Organism: Botrytis cinerea B05.10
Lineage: Eukaryota; Fungi; Ascomycota; Leotiomycetes; Helotiales; Sclerotiniaceae
Exons: 4
Coding region: 1065-1670 (201 amino acids)
Source: RefSeq, a predicted model, not a curated record